AUGGCGGCGGCGGCGCGGGAAGAGAAGCAGAAGCAGGCGUAUGAAGGAAUGGGAGCGGGAGGCAAGUUUCGGAAGACGCCGUUUCGAAGGACCUCCCAUUCGACGCCAUACGAUCGGCCGCCCACGUCACUGCGAAACCCUAGCACCGCCAACGAUGGCUGGCUCUCGAAGCUCGUCGAUCCGGCUCAGCGGCUCAUCUCCUACAGCGCCCACCGCCUUUUUUCCUCCGUCUUUCGCAAGCGCCUUCCACCGCCUCAGUCGCCUUCGACAGGGGUAAAUCAUGAAGUAAGGAUCAAGGGCAAAGAAGAUGUUACCAUGUGUCCUCCUGGAGUGCAAAAAGGCACAGUUGAUCAAAGUGCUGGUCCAAGUACUACUGCUGAUGGAGGCGAGUUCACUGAGCUUAAACAAAUUUUAGAGCAAAAAACUUUUACCAGAUCUGAAAUUGAUCGAUUGACAGCGUUAUUGCAUUCAAGAACUGUUGAUAUACCAAUUGAGAAUCAAGAGAAAAGGUCAGAAGUGGUGCCUUCAAAGCCAGUGGUUUCUCAUGACAGAAAGGAGGAAUUUCUUAGAACUCCAGUGCAAGACAAAAAUGGGAUUGAGAGCUGUCUUGUUUCAAACCCUGUUGUCAAUACAAGUGUCCUUCAUGAAGAUGUUGCUUCACCUGCAGAGCUCGCAAAAGCAUACAUGGGCAGUAGGCCUUCAAAAGUAUCCCCAUCAAUGUUAGGUUUACGAGGUCAAGCACACCAUGAAGAUUCACCUAUUUUGAGCAGUCUACCAAUUCAGUCAAAAUCGCCAAUGAUGUCACUUGUGCCAUGGACUUCUGGCAAUGGGGGGGGCUCAAGAAAAUGGUUUUGUGACCCCUAG
Messenger RNA from Prunus armeniaca (apricot), 864 nucleotides. NCBI's taxonomy places the organism in Eukaryota, Viridiplantae, Streptophyta, Magnoliopsida, Rosales, Rosaceae. The record is from the annotation of a GenBank genome assembly.